Molecule: messenger RNA, 1440 nt
Organism: Xyrauchen texanus (razorback sucker)
Lineage: Eukaryota; Metazoa; Chordata; Actinopteri; Cypriniformes; Catostomidae
Product: tRNA (guanine-N(7)-)-methyltransferase non-catalytic subunit wdr4-like
Exons: 12
Coding region: 170-1426 (418 amino acids)
Biological process (GO): RNA (guanine-N7)-methylation
Cellular component (GO): tRNA methyltransferase complex; nucleus; cytosol
Molecular function (GO): protein binding; tRNA (guanine(46)-N7)-methyltransferase activity
Source: RefSeq, a predicted model, not a curated record
GUCGUCCAACCCUGAGCAGAGAGGCUGCCAUCUUUACUGCUGAAUCCCUAUUGACAUAAACAGCGGCAUGAAAAUAUUAUCCAUCACAAAUCCUCACAACGUGAAAUUAUUGCAGCACAUUGAUGAUGCACUAAACACGCGACUGACAGCUCACACGUGAACAACAAUCAUGGCAGUAGUGUGUUCUAAAGGAGACUGGUUUGUUUGUAGCUGUUCUACUUCUUUAGUUGCCAUAAACCUUAAACAGACGAGAGAGCCAUUUGUGUUUGACUGUGCUAAAGCCAAGAAGAGACCGAAGGAAGCUGAGGGUGGUAACACAAGUAGUGAAGGAGGACCAGAGGGGAUUGACAGUGAUAGGAUUCUUGCUUUUGCAGUCUCAGCCUCUGGGAAGCAUGUAGCACUCACAGAUGACCACAAACGUCUUGUUCUCUUCUGUACUGAGCCAUCCUGGCAGUGCAUUAGUACACGGUGGGUUGUGCGAAGAUGCACGUCUCUUGUAUUUACUCAGGCUGAAGAUGAAGUCUUUGUGGCUGAUAAGUCUGGUGAUGUAUAUACAUUCUCUGUUCUGGAGCCACAAAAACCAGGAGAGCUGAAGCUGGGACAUCUCUCUAUGUUAUUGGCUGUGACUCUUUCUACAGAUGAUAAGUACAUCAUAACAGCGGACAGAGAUGAGAAGAUCAGAGUAAGCUUCCGGCGGGCACCCUACAACAUUCAGGCUUUCUGCCUAGGGCACAGAGAAUUUGUCAGUGCAUUGCUUGUGCCUGCAGGGCAUCCUGACUUGCUUCUCUCUGGUUCAGGGGAUGGCACAAUGAAGGUCUGGCACUAUGAAACUGGUCGGCGGUUACAGAGCUUUGAUGUGAGGCAGCUUGGCAUUUUACAGACCUCUGAUGCAGAUACUGAAAAGAGGUUUGCGGUCAGCAGGAUUAUAAGCUCACCAGAUGGGCGACACGUUGCUGUGCAGUGUGAGAGAUUUCCCUCGGUUCAGCUCUUCCUGGUGGAUGCCGGGACAGAGGGCUGCCUAAACCCAGCUGAGACACUAGCUCUUCCUCUUGCCCCCUGGGACAUGACCUUUGAUGCACAAAACCAGCUUUGGCUCUUGCUGGAGAGUGAAGAUGUGAAUGUGCUUCUAUAUCGAUACUCAGAGCAGCACUGGAAGCUGUGUGACACAGAGACCCCUGAAUUGAAGAGGGCCACUAAAGCAUUACAGGCUCAGUGGAAUGUCUUUAAAGGUUUUGUGGGACUGGAGAGUCAGUUUAAGCACCUGUAUAAGGUGAACUUUGACAACAUGGCAUCAUAUUUGCAGAAGAAACAGGAAAGACUCGAACAGGAAAACAAGAAGAGAGCAGCAGCCAAAGGCACUAAACACAACAUAGAUGGAAAAAGGAGUAAAAAGGAGGGCAACCCUGUAUCUCAAAUGACCAGCUGAGGGAGUGCCUGUCU